CCAAUAAGUUCCCAAACGAGAGCCCAUAACUAUCUUUGUAUGAAGAUUCAAACAAAGAAGCAUCUAACACCAACUCUAACUCUCUCAUCAACGUAGCCAUGGAGAAGGAGAAGAAAUCUAAUGAUUCAAGUAACACAGAACCUUCUUCCUUCAAGCUUCUCGUUUCAUUUCCUUCCGGUCUCUCUCCAUCACAGGUUUCUGUUGAAUUCGGUGACAACUACGAUCGAAUCCCUCACUCUGACCUAACCUUGGAAAACACCAUCUCUGAGAUUUGGGAGCAGAGGAGUGUACAGAACAAAUCUCUGUUCAAUGGAAAUAAAUUUAGGUAUGGAGGGCAUGUUUUGCGCGCGGGAGGUGAAUCUGACGAUGAACCACAUGUAUGCCUCCACCUAGGUUUGACGGAUUAUAGGACUUUUGUGGGGACAAAUUUAAGCCCGUUGUGGGAAAAGUUUCUUGUUUCAUCUGAAGAUGAUUUCGUUCUUUGUCAGCAUACCUCCAGUCCAUUAGGAAAUGGUGCAGUGGUGGAGACAAUUGACAAUAAAAUACUUGUAUUACAGCGAAGUAAUAAUGUUGGUGAAUUUCCUGGAUAUUUCGUUUUCCCCGGAGGCCAUCCUGAGCCUCAAGAAAUUGGUAUAACGUCCCACCAAAAUGUAAAGGAGUUACCAGAUUCGAUCAACAUUAAUGUUUCACGGGAGAUGUUUGACAGCAUAGUACGUGAAGUAGUUGAAGAAAUUGGAGUGCCAGCUUCAUCCCUUAGCGUCCCGGCUUUCAUUGGUAUAUCUCGCAGGGAUUUGAAUGUGAGACCGGCUGCAUUUUUCUUUAUCAAAUGCAAUCUUGACUCAAAGGAAGUUCAGCAGUUUUACUCUAGUGCACUAGAUGGCUAUGAAUCAACCCAGCUCUAUAGUGUCUCAAUGAUUGAGUUAGAAAAUAUGGCGUCUAGAAUGCCUGGCUGUCAUCGAGGCGGAUUUGCUCUCUAUAAAUUGAUGGUUGACACUAGGAAGAUUACUUGAUGGAAGUUUGAAAUGCUCUCCAUAUUCAAGCAUUGUGUUAUAUUAAGUGAGUCUCUUUCCAGCUUAAUUAAUUAAAUUUGAUGCCAACAUUGCUGAGGUGAUUGAACCUUUCCCAUCCAAUGAAAAGGAAUGAGACAGAAUUUCAGCAGGCUGAAAUCUUUAACCAGAACAGGUGGUCUAUUUUACGGUAAUAAACAUCAGUAAGACAAUAUUUAGGUAAGAAUUUCUUAAAUUUACGUUUCAUCUUUCUUUUCACCCAACAUUCAUAUAUUGAAAUUUCUGCC
Molecule: messenger RNA, 1294 nt
Organism: Lathyrus oleraceus (garden pea)
Lineage: Eukaryota; Viridiplantae; Streptophyta; Magnoliopsida; Fabales; Fabaceae
Product: nudix hydrolase 9
Exons: 9
Coding region: 99-1010 (303 amino acids)
Molecular function (GO): GDP-mannose hydrolase activity
Source: RefSeq, a predicted model, not a curated record